Echinostoma caproni is the source of this 294-nucleotide messenger RNA. The record is from the annotation of a GenBank genome assembly. NCBI's taxonomy places the organism in Eukaryota, Metazoa, Platyhelminthes, Trematoda, Plagiorchiida, Echinostomatidae.
GUGGAGGCCGAUAUGGAGACCGCAUCACCAUAUGAAUGGAUUCCAGCGCUCAUGGCCCCGGAGAAAUUCGUACCUAGAGAAGUUUUCGACGUUUGGGAAUCGCAGGUACGACGUUAUGUCCGCAGGCUGCCGUCAUCGUAUCAAGCAGAUGCGGUGAUUAAUCUGCUAACGAGGGAGGCCUGCAACCUUCUGGUGACCCUGAGGCGGCGUUUGGCAGAACCAAAAACGACAUUUGAACAACGAGAAGAGUUUUACAUGCGACAGCAGCGACUUGAGGAAAGUCUGAUGGACUAA